Molecule: messenger RNA, 685 nt
Organism: Ectocarpus sp. CCAP 1310/34
Lineage: Eukaryota; Phaeophyceae; Ectocarpales; Ectocarpaceae
Source: the annotation of a GenBank genome assembly
GUAUAGGUCACACGCCAAUGAUGGAACUCUGGGCAUCGGCGCGCAGCGCUACGAAUGUCGGAGAUUUGCAGGGGACUGGCGUCCACCCUCUCUGCCGGGCAUUGGAAGGUGGUCCACAGACAGACAGCUUUCCGGCUUGGUACUCAUGCCAUGGUGGUGGCGACAAUGACAUGGUGGUUUGUUCUUCGUCCGAUCGCGUGUACGAGCAUCGUACGUCACUAUUUGACGAAAACUGGUCUUCCGCCUUCUCGACGACGAACUUGAGGUUCAUGACGGAUUCAACCUCAAGUACCUGGUGGGUAUUCGAAGGCCGACGCGAGAUUCCCCCCGACGAACGAACGGGUUUCACGGGCCCCGCAUGGAUUGACUGCGAUGGAUAUUACGCACAUGGUGGUGAGGUAGACGGCGAGGGAGACCGAAACAUGCAAAGGGCCUUGGAAGGCGAAGAACGUCCUAGGUGAAUACCGUCGCGCUCGUCUUGGUACGGCAACUACCAUAUUCGCGGCAGGCCGAGUUGUACAGUUUCAUGAUCGAUUUUCCAUGCGCCCAACCAAUUUGUUGACAUAGUUUCAACUUUCGAACUUCUGGGGUAGGGUGUCGAACGGCGGGCAUAGAUGCCUACACGCCCACGUGUAUAGGACCCACCGCCCAUACUGCCGAACAACCGUGGGUUCUGGGGUGGUUU